Messenger RNA from Colletotrichum higginsianum IMI 349063, 1686 nucleotides. Its product is annotated as NCS1 nucleoside transporter. The transcript is spliced from 3 exons. NCBI's taxonomy places the organism in Eukaryota, Fungi, Ascomycota, Sordariomycetes, Glomerellales, Glomerellaceae. Gene Ontology annotation, biological process: transmembrane transport; nucleobase transport. The coding region runs from base 1 to 1686 and encodes 561 amino acids. The record is from RefSeq and is a predicted model, not a curated record. Gene Ontology annotation, cellular component: plasma membrane. Gene Ontology annotation, molecular function: nucleobase transmembrane transporter activity.
AUGAGUCUCGGCGAGAUCGCCCGGUCGCUGCGGCUGCCCGACAGCGACGUGGCCGAGUCCAACGUCUGGAUCAACGACGACAUCCGGCCCAUGCCCCCGAGCCGCCGCCGCUGGACGACGUCGACCUUUAUCUCCUUUUGGUUGACGAACCAAGUGGCCAUCUCGAACUGGCAGCUCGGCGCUUCUCUCGUCGCGGUCGGCCUCUCGGUCUGGCAGAGCGUCAUCGCCAUCAUCAUCGGCAAGAUCAUCAUCGCCCUCGUCGCCAUCGCCAACGGCAUGGUCGGCGCCGAGUGGCACAUUGGCUUCCCCGUCGUGUCCCGUUACAUCUGGGGCGUCUACGGACAGUACUUCAUCCUGAUCCAGAGGAUCUUCCUCAGCCUGGUCUGGUUCGCCGUGCAGUCGUGGACCGGUGGCCUGACGGUGGUCAACUGUCUGUCCGCCAUCUUCCCGUCCUUCGAGUAUCUGGGCAACGUCUUCCCCGAGUCCUCCCACCUGACGACAAAAAACUUCAUCGGCUGGAUCAUCUUCAACAUCCUCCUCAUCCCAAUCCUCUACAUCAGGCCGGAGCGCAUCCAGAAGCUGCUCCUCGCCUUCAACAUCGUCUCCUCCGUCACCCUCCUCUCCAUCAUGAUCUGGGCCCUCGCCACCGCGGGCGAACCCGGCUCGCUCCUCCGGCAGGGGUCCAAGCCCAUGUCCUCCAGCGACCUCGGCUGGCAGAUCGUCCACGGCAUCACCACCGUCAUCGGCAGCAUCGCCGUCGGCCUCACCAACCAGCCCGACUACUGCCGCUUCGCCCGCCGGCCCGGCGACCAGAUCUUCGGCCAGUGGUUCAGCAUCAUCUUCUUCGGCGCCGUCUUCCCGACCUUUGGCUGCCUCGCCGCCUCCGCCACCGGCGUCAUCUACGGCCAGCCCAUCUGGAACCCGCCCCUGAUCGUCCAGGCCUGGCUCGACACCGACUACAACGCAAAGAGCCGCGCCGGCGCCUUCUUCGUCGGCCUCGGCCUCCUCUGCAUCCAGCUCAGCAUCAACUCGAUCGACAACGCCUUCUCCGCCGGCAUGGACCUCGCCGGCCUGUUCUGCCGCUACGUCAACAUCCGCCGCGGCGCCUACGUCGGCCUCGUCCUGAGCAUCGCCCUCUGCCCGUGGGAGCUCCUCUCGUCCGCCAGCGUCUUCAUCAGCGUCCUCUCGGCCUACAGCGUCUUCUUGGGCCCCGUCAUCGGCAUCCAGAUCUGCGACUACUUCGUCAUCCGCCGCCGCAGGAUCAAGCUGUCCGACCUGUACCACCCGCGACCCGACGGCUCGUUCUACUACUGGAGGGGCUUCAACCCGCGCGCCUUCGUCUCCUGGGUCUGCGGCUUCGCGACGCAGCUUCCCGGGUUCGCGGCGAGCGUCACGCCCGACAGCGUCAAGGUCGGCGCGGCGUGGAUCAACCUGUACUACCUCGCCUUUCCUCUCGGCUUCGCCAUCUCGUUCCUGCUGCACCUGGGUCUCAACACGGUCUGGCCGCCCCAAGACGCCGGCACGGUUGACGAAGUGGACUACUAUGCGACCUUUACCAAUACCGAGGCGAGAAAGUUGGGAGUCCUGCCGCUGGCGUCGGAAAUUAUUGAGAGCUCGCAAAAGGGGGUUGGUAUGAGGACCGCUGAGAAGGGUCCUCGGACUUGGCUCAGGUCCCUGUGGAAAUGA